UUGCCCGGAGGACCUAGGGGCUGCCUCUCCACAACAUUUCCGCUCCCUUCUGAAGAGUCCCGCCUCUCCCCCCUCCUGACAGGCUGUUCUUUCUCCCUUCAGCCUUGGGCACCCACUCCUGUCGCCGUUGUGGCCCCGCGUGGCAGCGCUUCACCCUCGUACCCACUCCCAGCCGGUGUCUUACGCCGCUCGGAGGCAAUGUCCACCCUCCCUGCACCUUUCACCCGCCCCUUCCAGCUGAGACGGCUCUCUUCCAGCUCCCUCAUCCUGACUGCCAAAAAAUGCUUGGAGCAGCUGGGGCCGGAUAAGGAGAGCCAAGGUUGAGCUGGAACCGGUCCCUACGUUUUCAAGGCCAGCGCUGCACACAGGUCUUUCUACGGCCCUCAAAGCGGCACCCGCUGCUCCUCACUGGGCUAGGCUGGUAGCAGCGAGCGAAUGCCUAUUGCACAGGAAGAAGAUGGUCCCUACCAGCGCAGAGUUUCCAGAAUCUAUGGGGACGGCAUAGAUUUCCCCAGAAAACAACCAGGGCCUCAUGAAGGUGCCAGAAGGCGUAUAGGUAGAGAAAUUUUAAAAGCCUGUCGGAGAGUCAAGGCCUAGACUCAGGCUCCUGAUUUCAAUAGGCGGAAAAGAAGGCCGCCAAGGCUGGGUCCCCUCCCUUGUGAGGACAGUUCCUGCUCUCAAAACCGUAUGAAGCCACUCAGUGUGUUCCACACUCCAGCCACGCACCACCAAUGCAGUCAACAAACACUGCUUGACCUCCCAUACGGAAAAGCAGUAGCUCACACGUACUGAGAGCUUAACACGCGUGAGGCCGUUUUGCCUCAUUCAACCCUAGCAACAACCCUGAAAAAGGUAUUAUUGCUUUCGUUCUAUCGACAAGGAAACUGAGACUUAGAAAUGCCCAAGAUACACACACUGACGAGGCCAAGCAAGAGCUGUCGAAUACCAAAGUUUAGUCACAACUCUGUCUUCCUUUUACAUACUGCUCUGUGCGGUUGCUGCCAGAGAUACAAGGGCAAAAUCAACCCCGAGACCCUGCCCUCAUGGAGCUUACAGUCUAACUGGGGCAACCAGGCAGGCACGUACAGCUAUAGAAUUAAGUGGGAAGUGAUAAGUGACACGCGUGUCCUUUGCUAACACGAGCUGCAGGUUCAGAGGCUGAAGGGAGGGGACUUCCGGCUAGCCGAUCUAGGAGCUCUUCCUUGGAGAACAGCUUUCCACUCGUGGAGGAUACGGGUAAGAAAGAUGUUCCAAGCGGACAGAAAGCUUGAGCAAGGUCAACAAGGUGGAAACGGACGUGUCGCCCACCCGUAAAUAGAGAAAACGCUCCGUCUCCUCGUGGAUCCAGCGCCCGGUAUUUACCCGCCAGGAAGUUUUCGUGCCCCGCGCAGCAGCUGAAAAAAACACACUCCUGGGGCACCCUUCCCUGGCGUUGGUUCAUGGACAGCAAGCCUCCCAGAACUGGCCUAAAUCGGACAGGUGCAGCCACGCGGGAAUCAGUGGUUCAGGAACCGGAUCCGUGCAGCCUUGGCCCGCAGCGUCUCGGACUUCAGGACUCUAUACUAGUCCUUGCAAAUUUCUGGUAGAGCCGCAACAACCCAUUUGGUGAGAGCAGGGGGCGUAGCCCCUUGAGCCGGAACCAAUGGGGAGGGAGUCUGGGGCGCCGGCCCCGCCCCCGGCAUGACGCAAGGCUCCCGGACAGAGGCUUCGCAGCCCGGGCCCCAGUCCCUGCAGUGGCUGUAACAAAACCCAGACCCCCAGGUCCCGGCCAAUGGAGGCGAUUUAGACUGGAGUGGGACCGCGUCUGUCAAAAGCCCGACUCAGCAGCAGCGGCGGAGUCCAAGAGGAGAGCUGGAGCCGCCGCGCUGCCUCCCCGCCCCCGCCGGGAUUUAUUAUUUGGACUGGACAAUUAAGUGGCCCUGAUGAUGUUACCAAGCCCGGUCACCUCCACCCCUUUCUCAGUCAAAGACAUUUUGAAUCUGGAGCAGCAGCAGCAGCACUUCCAUGGUGCGCACUUGCAGGCGGACUUGGAGCACCAUUUCCACUCAGCGCCCUGCAUGCUGGCCGCAGCUGAGGGGACGCAAUUUUCUGACGGAGGGGAGGAGGACGAGGAGGAAGAGGGCGAGAAAUUGUCCUAUUUGAACUCACUAGCUGCAGCCGACGGCCACGGGGAUUCAGGGCUGUGUACCCAGGGCUAUGUCCACACGGUCCUGCGAGACUCGUGCAGCGGGCCCAAGGAACAUGAAGAGGAGCCCGAGGUCGUGAGGGACCGGAGCCAAAAAAGCUGCCAGCUGAAGAAGCCUUUAGAGGCGGCCGGAGACUGCAAGGCGGCGGAGGAGAGCGAAAGGCCGAAGCCACGCAGCCGCCGGAAGCCUCGGGUCCUCUUCUCGCAAGCCCAGGUCUUCGAGCUGGAACGCAGGUUCAAGCAGCAGCGGUACCUGUCGGCGCCCGAGCGCGAGCACCUCGCCAGCAGCCUGAAGCUCACGUCCACGCAGGUGAAAAUCUGGUUCCAGAAUCGCAGGUACAAGUGCAAGAGACAGCGGCAGGACAAGUCUCUGGAGCUGGGCGCACACCCGGCCCCGCCGCCGCCCCGCCGCGUGGCGGUCCCGGUGCUGGUGCGGGACGGCAAGCCGUGUGUCACGCCGAGCGCGCAGGCCUAUGGCGCACCCUACAGCGUGGGCGCGAGCGCCUACUCCUACAACAGCUUCCCCGCCUACGGCUACGGGAACUCCGCUGCGGCCGCCGCAGCCGCAGCUGCUGCCGCCGCGGCCGCCGCGGCCUACAGCGGCAGCUAUGGCUGUGCGUACCCGGCGGGCGGCGGCAGUGGCAGCGGGACCUCCGCGGCGACCACUGCCAUGCAGCCCGCCUGCAGCGCAGCCGGAGGCGGCCCCUUUGUGAAUGUGAGCAAUCUAGGAGGCUUCGGCGGCGGCGGUGGCGCACAGCCUUUGCACCAGGGUGCUGCAGCCGGGGCCGCGUGCGCUCAGGGCACCUUGCAGGGCAUCCGGGCCUGGUAGGGACUGGGCGGGUCACGCGACAGGCACCCCAGCGCAGCCUGGCGCCGCGGGACUGAAGCGCGAGAAGGGCCGGACCUAAGGGUCAGGUCCCCUCGUUAAAAAAAAACAAAAAAAAACAAAAAAAAAAAACAUAUACUUCUAGCUCCUCAGGGCUUCGGAUUGCAGCUCACUCGAGGCCUACGGAAGGGGGCUCAGGGGUGAGGAGGAUGCCCGGGUCUAUUCGCCAGGACUGUCUCUGAGGCAGAAACGCGGGCUGGGCGCCGGGGAGGACGAUGGCCCCGAUCUUGGCAGCGAGGGGAGUGCAGGAGGCUAGAACCCUGGCCGCGUUUGGCUCUUCCAAAGCAAGAAGGGCUUCUCUCCCUCGGCCUUUCUGCGGACUUGGCGAAGCGUUGUCGGGGAGCCCAAGGACAGAACAAAUUAAAAGCAUGAAGGAGAGAAAAUAGGGGUCGUGGCUUGAGAAAUCUCAGGCCCUACCUAUCGUCUGCCACCUUUGCGGGCCUGGAGCGCCAUAGCACAGUCGAUUUCAUUUCCCAGCUGCCUCCCCUCCGCAGCAGAUACCUCGGUCCAGAUCUCCGGAUUGUCGGAUUGUCGGGGGACUCAGGACUCUUCGAGGAAAACCAGCCAACUGAGAUCAAAAGUUGGGGCGGGGAGGCUGAACAAAUAACAGGACCUGGUGGCCCACCGGAGGUGUUACCGGGUUUCCUUUCUGUUUCGUAUUCUAUAUUCAGCACAUAUUAUCUAUCUAUAUAACUAUAACCACACGCCGUGUACACACCCGCUGCCACACACUACAGGAGUCAAUAAACAAGGUGCAAUAUUUUCAUACCGUU
Messenger RNA from Cebus imitator (Panamanian white-faced capuchin), 3844 nucleotides. It is a transcript of the gene NKX2-3, whose product is annotated as NK2 homeobox 3. Gene Ontology annotation, biological process: regulation of transcription by RNA polymerase II; cell differentiation. Lineage: Eukaryota; Metazoa; Chordata; Mammalia; Primates; Cebidae. Gene Ontology annotation, cellular component: nucleus. The transcript has 2 exons. The record is from RefSeq and is a predicted model, not a curated record. Gene Ontology annotation, molecular function: RNA polymerase II cis-regulatory region sequence-specific DNA binding; DNA-binding transcription factor activity, RNA polymerase II-specific. The coding region runs from base 1923 to 3014 and encodes 363 amino acids.